GAGGGGCUGAGCGGUGAGCGCCAGCACUUGCAUGAAACAGGAGGUCCAUUCCUAUCAGAUACCCUCACAGACGCAUGGUCUAGCCCUCCUCCCCACAUUACUGCUUGUGCCAGCUUGCUUCACAGCAAAACGGUGCACCAUUCCCCACAAUAACAUAUCCUCCUCGCUUGUAACAAGUCCCGUGUAUGGGUGCUUAAUAAACGUAGCUUACUUAUUCUGGGCUGCGUGUGUCAAAUACGAAAUAGCUUCCCGUCGCUGCUGUGAGGAGUUCCAGCCCGCGGGGGAAGAGGGGGAAUAACGCCGAGGUUUGUAGUUAGUGACAUCAAUAACAGGGUCUCUGCCCCAGGGAGCCCGCGGGGGUGGCCACUAAGGCAGAGGCGUGGGGUAUUCAUUAAUCCGCGCCCCUUAUUAAUUAUUUGUUAACGUCCCGCGAGUUUGUUGGAGAGGCUGCCUUGGUGGAUGUUGUGUUGGGUCGGGGCUGGAAGCAGCCUCUAGCCGGGAUGGUUAUCGAAAAUCAUUUACAACCAAAUAUUCCAGGCAGUCGGUCAGAACUUGUGAACUGACUUUGGACACAAGAGAGACGGACGCAUUGCAAUCUGUGCGAGUUGUUACAAUGGCUCGUCGCUCUGAGGUUCCAUUGAAGGAAGCCCCAGAUGGAGGAUGGGGCUGGAUGAUUGUGAUCAGCUGCUUCCUAGUGACUGUCUGCACAAGGGCAGUGUCCAGGUGCCUCUCUAUAUUUUUUGUGGAGUUCCAGAAUUAUUUUGCUCAGGAUUACGCAAUGACAGCAUGGAUACACUCCACUGUCGACUGCACUACAAUGCUGUUUGCUCCUGUUGGGAGUAUUAUUAGUAACCAUUAUUCUACCAGAGUGGCAGUGAUUCUUGGAGGACUCUUGGCUGCUGGUGGCCUUGUCCUCAGUUCAUUCGCCACGUGUCUGGAGUAUCUGUACCUUUCACUGGGAGUCCUGACUGGUUGUGGAUAUGCUUUAGCUUAUUCUCCUGCUAUUGCUAUUGUGGGAAAAUACUUCAGCAACAAGAAAGCCAUGGCAUACGGAUUGGCCAUGUCAGGGAGUGGAAUUGGGACUUUCAUUUUAGCCCCAGUGGUUCAGCUGCUAAUUGAAGAAUACACUUGGCGUGGGGCAUUGCUCAUCCUCGGAGGCCUUGUCGCCAAUAUUUGUGUCUGUGGUGCUUUACUACGACCCCUUGUACUUGCUGAAGAUCUAUCUAGUUCUACCGUUGGAAAUGCAGCUGAGGAAUGUAACUACGAAGUGUCGCAUGAAGAUCCUCAACUGUCCUUUCAUUCUGUGGAUCCAACAUCCUUCGAAAAAAAAAAAGAUAAAAAGCAACUGUGCAACUGCUGCCCAUCCCAUAAAGAAUAUGCUUUCCUCCUGACACCAGACUUCCUUGUAUUUGCCCUAUCUCUGCUGUUCAUGGCCUAUGGCUGCAGUACUCCGUUUGUGCAUCUCGUACCAUACGCAGUGAGUGCUGGGGUCAGCCAGCAACAAGCUGCCUUCUUAAUGUCAAUCCUUGGCAUUGUGGACAUUGUUGGAAACAUCUCAUUUGGCUGGCUGACAGAUAGAAGGUGGUUGAAGAAAUAUCGCAAAUACUGUUACAUUUUAACCAUUGGGCUGGAUGGUGCCUCCUCUCUCUUCAUUCCUAUUCUGAGAUCUUUCCCACUCCUGGUUCCCUAUGCUGUACUUUAUGGAUAUUUUGAUGGGGCAUAUGUUGCCCUCAUCCCAGUAGUAACAUCGGACAUAGUAGGAAAUGCUUUCCUCUCCUCUGCUCUGGGAAUAGUGUACUUUAUCCAUGGGAUACCCUACCUCAUUGGCCCACCAAUAGCAGGUUGGUUGGUGGAUACAACAGGAAGUUACACUGCAGCGUUUCUUGUCAGUGGAUUGUCCAUGAUAUUCAGUUCCACGUUGGUCAUUUCUAUUGACUGGAUAAAGAAAUGCAGGAAUUCAGCGAACAUUCAAACCACCGUCGAAGAGUCGGAUCCCAGCAUUAUAGCUUUUCAGACUGCAUCAGACAAUCAGAUAUAAAAUCAAGAGUUUAUGUAAGCUAAGAAACAGGAGUAACAAGUUAGUGGCUUCCAGAAGGUCCUCAAAACAUGGAAACCAUUUUGUGUUGGCAAUCUAUACUUGAGUCAAUAUCAGUAAAUAUUUUGUUAAAUCUUUCAAUGCCAAAGUAUUUUUAUAUUCAGAAUAGUUUUUUCUCUAAAUUAUCUAAUUUCCCUCAUACAUUCCACACAUGCCUCUUGACAUGCCAAGUUGCCUUUUCACAGGUUUCUUGUUGUCCUUUUAUAAAACAAACCAGGGUGCAUUUAUGACUGUGUGACUCCUAUAAUGGAUCAGAUGUAUACAUCAGUGUAUGGUAGUUCUCUUUGUUAAUGUUGUGUCAAUGGACAAUUGUAAGAAUGAUAAUAAAAGGUUUUUGCCAGAUAAAAGAUUCUGAUAAGCAGGGUGCAGAGAUGAGAUGCAGAUUAGCUGCGAUCUGCUGCAAAAACAGACUGAGUCUCAAUCAGCUUGCAUUGUUACCAUGUAGAAAUUAGCUUGGAUUGAAUUGUUAUUGACUCACCUGUGUUUACUCAAAUUGUUCAUUUGACUGGUACAGCAAUGUGUCAGAUUUGUACAAAAACUAUAAUGCCUGGAGUUUCUUGAGGACGAGAUAGGAAUUAUAGAAACAUAUGAAAAGGUGUGUGUUUUAAGGAGCUUCAAAGUUGCCAUUCCAUUUUCACUAUAUAUCUUAAUGCUACCUUUCCAAACAGUCUGGUCUUUUGUAUUGACAAGUAACGUAAGGCACGUGCAUCCGAUUAUCGGGAAUAGUUCCACACAGAAGGAAACCCUCUGACCUGUCAUGCAUCUGCCAGCACUUUGGUAGAAGUGCACAAUUAUUUUAACCCUCCUCUUGUGCCCUGUAUUGCUGAAGUCGUUUUAUUUUUACUAUCAAUUUCUCUUUUGAAUUUCCAUCAACCAUUCUUGCAUAUUUUAUGAUCCAGAUUAUAAUUUACUGCAUAGGAAUAUGUUUCCUUCCACUACCUAGUCAACUUAAAUCUGCCUCCUGUUCUUGUGGAUCUUUUUGCUCCUGGAAACAACGACUUAUUUUAUCAGACACUAGCAUGAUUUUGGUUAGGUCCCUCAAAUCUCCCCUCAACACGUACUUUAAGGGGAGCAACCUCAUCCACCUUAUCUUCAUUAGUAUUCAGAAUACCACGGAUCCAUAGGUAUUUGCGAGUUGCACCCAUAAUUGAAUGCGGCAUUUCUGCAGAAGCAUUUCCGAUUUGAAGCUUGUAUGACUUCACUCCCUGACACCCCAGCAAAGCUGACGCAUCUACAGAUUGGAAUUUCUGGCUUGUGCACCAAAAUGACAGUGACUUCAACUAAAAUCUCACAACAGACAUGUUAACAUUCCUCAGUCCGUGCUGAAUGUGUUUACAGCAUAUCCGAGUGUGAAAUGUUCACAUCUUGUGUAUUUGUGAAGUAAACAAUUUGGAGCAGGAAUAUUAAUAAAACCUGCAAGUUUCCUGCUUUGAGAUGAAUUUUAAUGUGUAACAGUUUUCAUUGGUUUUCCUAGUUGGGGAGGUAGGGAGUGCUGGCUGAUAAGAAUUAGUUUACUGCCUAAACAGACAACAGUUAGAAAGAGGUUCAAAUGUCAGCAGGAAUUUUAAAAUGUUGGGAUGUUUCACAAUGUUAACUAAACUAACUAAAGCUAGAUGAAGGAAAAACGUUUCCAUUGUUGGGGGAGACCAUUUAAAACUGAGAUGAGAAAAAAACUUUUUCAGCCAGAGAGUUGGGAAUUUAUGGAAUUCUCUGCCACAGAAGGCAGUAGAGGCCAACUCACUGGUUGAAUUUAAAAGAAAGUUAGAUAGAGCUCUGGGAGCUAGCGGAAUCAAGGGAUGUGGGGGGAAGGCAGGCACGGGUUACUGAUUGUGGAUGAUCAGCCAUGAUCACAAUGAAUGGCGGUGCUGGCACGAAGGGCCAACUGGCCUCCUCCAGCACAUAUUGUGUCUGUGUUUUUGUUUCUUGAUGCUGCUCAUUAAUGUUUAGGUGUGGGAUAACAGUUAAGAUGUUCUUUCUCUUGCAUCUGUCUGUGUAACUUACUGAGACAGUCCUGAUUUCUGCUACAUUUUCUGGUUUGACGGAAGGAUGAUUGAUAGUUGAAUAAUGCAGUAUUGACUAAUGAAAUAGCUACUUCAUUCCUGCAUUCAUUGGUAAUUACAAAAUUAUCCAUUCAGUACAUCAAGUCUUUGGCGGCUGCCAGAAUGCAAUCCAUUAUUCCCUGUCCCCCUGCUAUUUGUUCUCUUGUAUACAUGUACACAAUGUUCCCCUUGUCGUUCCAUUUUGUGAUUCCUAAAUGUAAUUUACAUAUGCUAGAUGUAAUUUAGAGCAGCCAGUUAACUGACAAACACAUCUCUGCAAUGUGGGAGGAAACCAGGCCACCCGGAAGAAACCCAUGUGGUCACAGUGCAAACUCCCCACAGACAGCACUGGAGGUCAGGAUCAAAACAAAGUCCCAGGACUGAGUCAACAGCAUCAUACCACCCAGCCUUAGUACUGCAGAUUCCAUUAAUAUGAGUAGUGAUCUAUGUUACAGUUGUAGACACAAAAUGCUGGAGUAACUCAGCAUCUCUGGAGAGAAGGAAUGGGCGAUGUUUUGGGUUUUUGUACAUAGGAAGCAGAAUGAAACACUGCGUCACGGUUCACAAUUUAAUGUAUUUUUCUGCAGAUUUAAGUCAAACAUGUAAGCCCUUUGGAGAUUUGAACUCCAGUCUUCUGUGGGAACAGAUGAAGAAUUCUAAGUGGUAUUUUGACUGGCAUUAGCAGUCUGGGGCAAGGCCAAUCAGAAAAUAGACCAGAGGAUGGCACAGAAGGAUUCCAGGUCCCUUUAACAUUUUCUUCUUUGGAAACAAUCACAGAUGAGUUAGAAUGGUGACUGAUUAGCAGCUCCUCAGAGUUUACAAAGCUAUGGUACAUCAUGUGGGGUAAAGAGUGGGUCUGGGUGGUGCUUCUAGAAUGCCAGUGAUUUAGAGAAGGAAAACACGGCGAGCAUUCACAUCACACGACAUUCAUCUGACAAAUGUCCACACCUCUUUAUUCACUUGUCAACAUUCACAUUGAAGUGUACAUCAUCCGCAGCACAAGAGACUUUAUUCACAAUGUGUCUUCAGUCAAAAUGUACAGGAAGGAGGAACUGCAGAUGCUGGUUUACACCGAAGGCAGACACGAAAAGCUGGAGGACCUCAGCGGGACAGGCAGCACCUCUGGAGAGAAGGGGUGACGUUUCAGGUCAAGACCCUUCUUCAGACUGUCACACUGUGCAAUCAACUUUCACAUCACACUUGACAUCGAUCAUAUCAAACACUUCAUCAUUUAUGGGAGAUGGGAUAUAAUUGGCAUCAUUGACAUAAUUCAUACCACAGUACCGUAUAUAUACAUGCUGCAAUGAGGAUUUAUCCAAAACCAGUGCCAAAAGUCUGUCUUGAUUAUGCAUAAAUAUGAUUUAAUCAGUUUCUAACACUGACAUGAACUACUUGCACAAUGGGUCCACACUGUAGAUUAAUUUUGAUAUUUAUGAGAAAAUUUAAAGCUAAAUAUUAUUAAAGUAUACCAACGUAUGGUUUAAAAUUAUCGGCGACCAUUUUGUUCUAGUGAUUUGAUUUGAAGCCUUGUUUUCUCCUUUUUUAUCUAUAUAUCUGCAGUUUUAUGAAGAAAUAAAUUCUUUCAGAUUUGUUUACUUGUCUAACCUUCACACUUAAAAUUAUUUUCCAGACUGGGAAAUCUAAUUGGACAGAAGAUUUAGCAUGACUUCCCAUUAGCAUUGGUGACUGGGACCUCAGCCCAGUGAGGCUGACCUGCUCUGCCCUUUCCCAAACACCCCUCCCUCCACACUCCAAAUUCAGGCCUCAGACUCACCUACUUUGGCCAAGUGCCUGAAGGGAUGCCCUUUCCCCUGUGUGAAGCCUGUUCAUUAGCUCACUGCUGGGAAACAUAUGCACUACUAAACUUUACAGUGUUGCUCCCUCAAUGAAAACAUACAUUGCAUGCUGCACACCAGUCAGAUUUAUUGAAGGGGCAACAAUAAGAUGCGUUCCACAACAGUGUGUGAAUCACUGGGGAAAUGGUCAAAGAACGUUGGUGUGGUACGGUGGCACAGCAGUAGAAU
Molecule: messenger RNA, 6158 nt
Organism: Leucoraja erinaceus (little skate)
Lineage: Eukaryota; Metazoa; Chordata; Chondrichthyes; Rajiformes; Rajidae
Gene: slc16a12b
Product: solute carrier family 16 member 12b
Exons: 7
Coding region: 614-2038 (474 amino acids)
Biological process (GO): monocarboxylic acid transport; transmembrane transport
Molecular function (GO): monocarboxylic acid transmembrane transporter activity
Source: RefSeq, a predicted model, not a curated record